AUCACCUUCAGUCAUUUCUCCGCCACAACCCCCUCUCUCUCUCGCCCGAGACUUUCCCUCCAAAAACCAGCUCUUCACCUUCUCCAUAGGAGCUGUCACAUCGGCCUAGAUCUGUAACUCGGAGUGCCGUCGGAAAUGGAAGGCAAAGGUGCCGGUGGUAGGAAGGGAGGCGACAGGAAGAAGUCCGUCUCGAAGUCCGUGAAGGCGGGGCUCCAGUUCCCCGUUGGCCGUAUCGCCCGUUUCCUCAAGAAGGGCCGCUACGCCCAGAGGACUGGCACCGGAGCUCCGAUCUACCUUGCUGCCGUCCUCGAGUACCUCGCCGCUGAGGUGCUGGAGCUGGCGGGGAAUGCGGCCCGUGACAACAAGAAGACGAGGAUCAACCCAAGGCACGUGCUGCUGGCGGUGAGGAACGACGAGGAGCUGGGGAAGCUGCUGCAGGGCGUGACUAUCGCCAGCGGUGGUGUCCUCCCCAACAUCAACCCGGUCCUGUUGCCGAAGAAAUCCACCUCUGACGCCGAGAAGACCUCUCUGCCAAAAUCACCCAAGAAGGCUUAAGACUGUUCCUUCAAUGGCCCUUUUGUAAAUUCAGUCGUCUCAGCGUAGAUGGGCUUAAAGUUUUUUUUUUUUUUUGCUAUGUCUCUUUUUGUUAGGAUAAGGCCCUCUGACCCUUUUUGUUCAUCUUGGUUCCAAACUCUCGGGCUUCUCUUCUGGUUGCGCGUCUAUGUAAAGCCCUGAACGACUUUGAUCAAUGGAUUUAACAUUU
This is a messenger RNA of Punica granatum (pomegranate), 763 nucleotides long. The record is from RefSeq and is a predicted model, not a curated record. NCBI's taxonomy places the organism in Eukaryota, Viridiplantae, Streptophyta, Magnoliopsida, Myrtales, Lythraceae.